AGGUGUCACCGUCUUAAGCGACAAUGUCAUCCCGCUGAUGUGCUGCGUCGGCGCAGCGAGAAGAAGCAAAACUCGUCCGACGACCGCAUCGCCAAGCUGGAGGGAACGCUGGGCCAGCUGAUGUCGCUGCUCCAGAAGGGCAACGUCAACGCGGGCAUCAUGAGCAGUAUUGAAGACGUCGGCGGUAUAGGAAACGUAAGUAACAUUGGCGAUGACAGAGUCGGCGCUUGGUCGCAACAGCAGCAGCAGCAACAGCAGCAGCAGAGAUCACCACUGCAACCACAACAUGAGCAGCGACUACAGCCACGGCUGAGCGGCACCCUGACAUUCAACGACCAAGAUGUUGAUACCGAGACCGAUGCCACCGGCGCCUCUGCUUCUUGGUGGGCAGCGGACAAUGCGAACGGGUUCAGCACCAGCCGCAUCCCUCUGGCCACGCCGCCCUCAACCGUGGACGCGUUCAUGUCGCCGUCUGUAUCUCCUCUCUUAGCAUUGCUCUCUCUCGAUACGUUCCGGUCGCGAAUGCUGCAUCACUUCUCCUUUGUUCACUUACCUGCCCACUUCACGGCCGAGCAGCUGUGGGAAGAGCGGCCUUUCCUGUUCCGCGCAAUUGUUUGCGUGACUUCGGUAUCAGCUGAGGACAAGAGGAAACGCUCCCUCGAGCUGAAGCGUGUACUGUGCGAAAAGGCAUUUCUACAACUGUCGUCGCACCAGAAUCAGCAGCAACAACAGAAAACAGUUGAUUUGCUGCUAGGUCUCCUUAUCUACAUUGCGUGGGGCUGGGAGCACCUCUUUAGCCGUCACAGUCUGUCUCGACUCAUGGCGUUGGCCACUUCGUUGGCUGGAGAGUUGGGUUCUCUGGAUCAAGCCGUACCAGAAGUUGCACAGACAAUAAGCCGCCUGGAACCAAAUGGCAGCUUUGGCGGUGCGUAUAGUGGCAUGGCGGCGACAACGGCAACGACUCCGGGUGCUGGAGUGACCAAUGCUUGGCUCUACCUCGAGCGCCAACGAGCCAUUCUAGGCUGCUUUGUGCUUGGGUCGGCCGUCUCAGCCUACUUCUCCCAUGUUGAUGCGCCGCGAUGGACACAUCAGAUGGACGAGGGUCUAGCUGCAAUUAUCGCCAACGGCAACAAUGCCGGCGCAGAAUGUCCCUCCGAUGCUGCACUUGCUAUUCAGGUCCGCCUGCAGCUGCUUGCCCUAAAAGCUGCCCAGGUCAGGGAGUACGCCCAACUCCCGGAUCAUCCCCCACCAGAGACGCUUUCACCUCAAUCUCUCUUGUGCAUCAAGGGGCUGAUGGGACAGGUCCAAGAGCUCCGUGCGUCUGUCCCUCCGGUAUUCCAGCAGCACUUUGUCCUCCUAGCUCAGACGUACUACACAGAAAUGUGCAUUAUCAACACUAUCCACCACCCGCCAUCCGCUCGCGGACCACAGGCGAAGCCACCACCGCCAACAUGCGGGCCUACACGCCUAUCCUGCUUUUGGCAGUCGGCGCUGGCAAUCAAGUCGUGCACGUCGACCUUUCUGACGCUGUCGCCGUCUGGGCUCCGUGGCGUCUCCUUCAUCCAGUGGGCUCAGCUGGCACGCUGCGUGGCCACCCUGCACCAACUCAGCGUGCACCACGAACCGGGGUGGGACCUAGCUGCUGUGCGCAGCCUCGUCGACUUGCCCGUCCUCUUGUCCUGUAUGGCGGACAAACUAGAACUCGCCGCUGUAGAAGCGUGCGAGCAGCCGGCAUCAGCCGAUGGCGUGUUCACCCAGCUUGCACGCGGCCUACGCAUGUAUAAGUCGGCUUAUCAAGACAAAGGGCCGCUAACCCAACAAGAUGAUUCGCGAAGAACAUCAGAAGUGGGAGAUGGAGUAGACUCCAGAGUGGAUGCGGCUACGGCUACGGGUAUGGCCACAACUACGGAUGCAAAUAUAGAUGUGUGGACAUAUGGCCAAGAGGCGGGAUCCUUAAUGAGUCCCACUUCAUGGCUGGAUCAAUUUUUCGUUGACUUCAAGGAUUAA
Messenger RNA from Trichoderma virens Gv29-8, 2007 nucleotides. RefSeq lists its product as uncharacterized. The transcript has 3 exons. Gene Ontology annotation, biological process: regulation of DNA-templated transcription. Gene Ontology annotation, molecular function: transcription cis-regulatory region binding; DNA-binding transcription factor activity, RNA polymerase II-specific. The record is from RefSeq and is a predicted model, not a curated record. Gene Ontology annotation, cellular component: nucleus. NCBI's taxonomy places the organism in Eukaryota, Fungi, Ascomycota, Sordariomycetes, Hypocreales, Hypocreaceae. The annotation marks the transcript as partial.